AUGAUGGUUUUAAUGCAAAAAGCAAUUGAUUUUACUGGAACAUCAAUGCAAUCUUUUACUUUUCUUUAUCGUUGUAAACCAAGAAUUUAUUGGGAUUAUGUUUAUGAAAUGGGGCAAGUAUUAAAUCCUUAUUUGAAGGAUAGUAAUGGGCAGGCAGCUUGUCCUUUAAAUCAAAAUAUUGAAGGACUUUUCUUUUCUGCUAAAACUAAUCCUGAUGGUUCUUUGCCUAAUUCUUCACCAUUUGGAGAUGUUAGAAUGGUUUUGCCCGCACAUAAUUUACUUGAUCCUCAACGUGUAAAUUUAUAUUUUGCUGAUUUUUAUUGUAAUCGAGUUCCUCAUUAUGUCACUGUUGUUGUUGCAUUUAAAGAUUCUGAAGUUGAUAAAUUUUCUAAGGAUAAACUUCUUCCAUUAGACCCAUUUGACAAUCAGUUCUUGCUUCUUCAACAUACUUCAAAUUCUCAAUCUCCUUUAAAUUUUUUUGUAAACAAAAAAGUUUGGGUUGAAAUAUAUUAUACUGAAACUGUUCCUAUGAGAUGGUUUGUUUUUUUUAGUUUUUAG
This is a messenger RNA of Meloidogyne enterolobii, 558 nucleotides long. NCBI's taxonomy places the organism in Eukaryota, Metazoa, Nematoda, Chromadorea, Rhabditida, Meloidogynidae. The record is from the annotation of a GenBank genome assembly.